CUAAUUUGAACUCCUAAACAUAAGGUAUGGGUGUAAAACAGUGUUAAGUUCGAAAAAAGGAUUCUGGAGAGAGAGAGAGAGAGAAACAGUUAAAAUAGAUUUGAUUUUUAUUGUUGCAACACAACAAAUGGCGAUGUGAUGUUUGCAGCGAGAGAGAGAGAGAGAGGAAGAGGGAGGUAGAAUUAAGAAUCAAAAAGAGGAUUCAAUACAUGAACAUUGAUGAAAAUGUGGACGCUGAUACAUAGGAAGAAGUUUGACGGGGCGUUAGGACCAUCAAUUUGCGUGAUGGAACAAGGAAGAGAUAGCAGAGCAGAGACAGAGGAUCAGCCAGUUCCCACUCCCAGAGAGGUUGAUAUCAGCCAUUACAGCCUCAAUGCCGGUAUUCUUCCUCCUCUUGGCAACAUCGCCCGCACCACCCGCCGUGUCAAACUCCGCCGCUUCAUCAUCUCCCCAUUUGAUCCCCACUACAGGCUUUGGGAGACAUAUCUGGUGUUGCUAGUGUUCUACACGGCUUGGGUAUCUCCAUUUGAAUUUGGAUUCCUUGAGCAAAAAAUAAAGGGACCUCUGGCUAUAACCGAUAAUGUUGUGAAUGGAUUUUUCGCCAUUGACAUUGUAUUGACCUUCUUUGUUGCAUACCUUGACAAAACAUCUUAUCUUCUCGUCGACAACCCAAAGCAGAUUGCAUGGAGGUACACAAGGACAUGGUUGCUGUUUGAUGUCAUCUCUACAAUUCCUUAUGAACUUGCUCGGAGUAUAUUGCCCUCUUCUCUUGAGGCAUAUGGUUACUUCAAUUUGCUCCGCCUAUGGCGUCUCCGUAGAGUCAGCAAAAUGUUUUCCAGAUUGGAAAAAGACAGGAACUUUAAUUACUUUUGGGUUCGAUGCUCAAAACUUAUAUUUGUUACUCUCUUCGCAGUUCAUGCUGCUGCCUGCUGCUUCUAUCUUAUUGCUGCGCGUAAUUCAAACCCAAGUCAUACAUGGAUUGCACUUUCUCUGGAUAACUUUCAUGACCAGAGCAUAUGGAUUCGAUAUGUGACCUCAAUGUACUGGUCCAUAACCACUCUUUCAACCACAGGCUAUGGUGAUUUGCAUGCCACAAAUACCAAGGAGAUGGUAUUCGACAUCUUCUACAUGCUCUUUAACCUUGGUCUAACAUCAUAUUUAAUUGGAAAUAUGACCAACUUGGUUGUCCAUGGGACCAGUCGAACAAGGAAAUUUAGGGACACUAUUCAAGCAGCCUCGAGUUUUGCACAAAGGAACCACCUACCUAUCCGCCUACAAGAGCAGAUGAUUGAUAAUUUGUGUUUGAAGUACAGAACUAAUUCAGAAGGGCUGCAUCAGCAAGAGAUUCUUGAUUCCCUUCCUAAAGCCAUUCAAUCUAGUAUCUCACACUUUCUCUUCUAUCCACUUGUUGACAACCUCUACUUGUUCCGUGGGGUAUCACAUGACUUACUUUUCCAACUGGUCUCUGAGAUGAAGGCUGAAUAUUUUCCUCCCAAGGAAGAUGUAAUUUUGCAGAAUGAAGCACCCACAGACUUUUAUUUACUGGUUACUGGUGCUGUGGAAUUAAUUGUGCAAAAGAAUGGAUUAGAGCAGACUGUUGGUGAGGCUAGGACAGGAGAUAUUGUUGGUGAGAUAGGCAUGCUCUGUUACAGGCCUCAACUGUUUACAGUUCGGACCAAACGAUUGUGUCAGCUGCUGCGUUUGAACCGUACUGCUUUUUUAAAUAUUGUUCAGGCACAUGUUGGAGAUGGGACAAUAAUCAUGAACAAUCUUCUUCAGCAUUUGAAAGAUAUACGGAAUCCAUUUAUGGAAGAAGUUCUGACAGAUACAGAGAACAUGCUGGCUCGGGGCAGAAUGGAUUUGCCCCUUAGUUUAUGCUUUGCAGCAAAUAGAGAUGAUGAUUUAUUGUUGCAUCAGUUGCUGAAGCGUGGUUCAGAUCCAAAUGAAGUGGAAGAUGGUGGACGGACGGCACUGCAUAUUGCGGCAUCUAAAGGAAGUGAGCAUUGUGUAGUUCUACUUCUAGAGUAUGGAGCAGAUCCUAACAUCACAGAUUCAGAAGGAAAUGUUCCCUUAUGGGAAGCAAUGUUGGGGGGGCAUGAAUCCUUGAUUAAAAUUCUCAUGGACAACAGGGCAGAGAUAUCUUCUGGUGAUGUGGGUCUUUUUGCAUGCACUGCUGUGGAGCAAAACAACUUAGAAUUGCUCAAGGACAUUGUCAAAUAUCGUGGGGACGUAACAGUGCCUAGGAGCAAUGGGAGCACAGCUCUUCAUGCGGCAGUAUGUGAAGGAAAUACUGAAAUAGUUAAGUUCCUGUUGGACCAAGGAGCUGAAAUUGAUAAGCCGGAUUUCAAUGGAUGGACCCCUAGGGCUUUGGCAGAUCAUCAAGGUCAUGAAGACAUAAAGGACUUAUUCCAGACCAAGCCAGAAGAGGUCAAGAAACCACCAACUAUCCCGGUUAGAAUGAAGCCAAAUGUGUCAUUCCCUAAUAAGUACCAGAGUGAGCCCAUGAUGCCCCCAUAUCUCCAUGAAAGCACUCCACCUCCCAGGGAAGUGAGAUGGUCAGAAAAUCGUCCAAGGCGAAGGCCUAACAAUUUUCACAAUUCACUUAUUGGGGUCAUGUCAGCUGCUAACGCUGGUGGAGGAGACCCUAUCCCAUCAGGAGGCAGUUUUCGUAGUACUCAGAGUGUGAGCAGCUACCCGGCUAGGGUGACUCUUAGUUGCCCCGAGAAAGGUGAAGUUGCUGGAAAGCUUGUGCUUCUGCCUGAUUCACUUCAAGAACUACUUGAUAUUGGUGCCAAAAAAUUUGGGUUCUUACCAAACAAAGUUGUAACAAAAGAAGGAGCUCAAGUUGAAGAUAUAGAACUUAUUAGAGAUGGCGAUCAUCUUGUUCUUGUUAGUGAUGAUGGAAUUGGCAGUUGAAAAAGCCAGACUUUUUUUCUGUUGGGUUAGGCCUCUAAGAGUGAUACUGGCAACUGGACUUAUAAAAAGUGGUUCCACAAUACCGCGUGAGCAUUUUGAGCUUUUGGGAUAGAUAUUAAGAGUGAUAUCAUAAGAAAUAUGUAUAUACUAACACACACAAAAGAAGAACAUACACACACACACACACUCAAACACAAAACCUCUUUUCUGCUAGAGAAUGUGAAUGAACUGUAUGGAAAGAACUUGGAGGUGACAGAGAUGAUUACAAAGAAGAGGUUUGUUGUGCAAAUUCA
Molecule: messenger RNA, 3209 nt
Organism: Quercus lobata
Lineage: Eukaryota; Viridiplantae; Streptophyta; Magnoliopsida; Fagales; Fagaceae
Product: potassium channel AKT1-like
Exons: 12
Coding region: 220-2916 (898 amino acids)
Biological process (GO): potassium ion transport; transmembrane transport
Cellular component (GO): membrane
Molecular function (GO): protein binding; voltage-gated potassium channel activity
Source: RefSeq, a predicted model, not a curated record